Molecule: messenger RNA, 1323 nt
Organism: Nematostella vectensis (starlet sea anemone)
Lineage: Eukaryota; Metazoa; Cnidaria; Anthozoa; Actiniaria; Edwardsiidae
Product: tetraspanin-8
Exons: 8
Coding region: 132-854 (240 amino acids)
Cellular component (GO): membrane
Source: RefSeq, a predicted model, not a curated record
CUGGCAACCGGGCAAAUGCAAAACAGAGGUAUUAUAAGUACUGAAAACUGAAGAGACUUCUUGCAAAACAGUGCUAUCAACAUUUAAGUGAGAGCGAGUGGGUUUAAGGAUCUUAAGAGGAUAACCUUAAGAUGACAAAGUACACGGAAGCUCCGCCAGCGAUCAAAUGGGUCGUGAUCACCAUACAUUUCAUAUUUCUUAUCUUUGGGAUUAUUCUGAUUUCCGUUGGAGCCUGGGUCGAGAUCCAUGCGGGCCCGCACUCGGACAUAUCAGCGUUCAAUGUUUUGGCGGGAAAUCGUGUGCUCAUGUUCACUGGAUGUGUGCUUGCGUUGGUCUCACUCGCCGGCAUUGUCGCCGCAACCAUAAACAGCAAAGUCUUUCUUAUCAUUGUAUUCGUUCUUCUUGUGAUCACGUUAAGUUUCGAAAUCGCAGGGAUAAUAGUAGCAUGGGAUAACCAAGCAAAGAUUAACAGAAGCAUUCUUGCGGAUUUAAAGAAUCGGAUCAAGAACUUCCCUGGGCCUGGUACAAGAGUGGUUGAUAGCAUCCAGGAAAGAUUACAAUGCUGUGGUGCCGACAGUGGUCCUAAUGACUGGAUGAACAAUAAGCACUUCGUACAAUCAGUCUCAGUUCCGGACUCCUGCUGUAAACAAGAGUACAGGGAAAAGGACUGCGGACUUGGACAGAUUAUUGCCAACACCAGAAUACACACAGAGCCAUGUGCAUCAAAAUACAAAAACAUGUUAGAUGAUAAAGUGGAUGCAAUAGCUGGCUUUGGAUUGGCUGUACUUAUAUUACAGGUUUUGACAAUGCCUCUCACAUUGCUAAUGUUUUGCAAGAUAAAAGAGAUAGAGUAAGAAUGGUGACGCAAUCUGCUGCAGAAUCGGUGCAUACAGACCCAUUCCAGGGUAAUAAUGGGACCUUGUGGGGCCACCUUAUUUGGGCAUAGCCUCUGUGUGAAAACACAGCGCACACUUUUCAAGAGGAUUGCAGUAUUUGUGUACGCAUUAAUGUAAGUAAAAUGUUUGGUAAAGACUUAAAAGAGAGCUGUUUAUGAAUUUCAAAUGGGGAAAUAAGGAUUACGACAGUAGGGUUUAAUCAGAUCUCUUUUUUAAAAAAAAGAAGAAACCUGCUAUAAUUAUGAUGUCAAAAAAGCAUUACAGCUCUGUAUGUAUGUAAGAACAAAAUGUACAUCUUACAAUGACAAUUAAAGUACUUUUUAUCAUGGAUGUAUGUAAUUAUGUUAACUGUACAAAAAUAUGGAUUCAUAUAUAAUGUGCAAUAAAUACAAUAGAUCUGAUUAUAAUAAAAACAAUUUAGAUAUAA